Messenger RNA from Acytostelium subglobosum LB1, 1617 nucleotides. RefSeq lists its product as hypothetical. The coding region runs from base 1 to 1617 and encodes 538 amino acids. Gene Ontology annotation, molecular function: oxidoreductase activity. The record is from RefSeq and is a predicted model, not a curated record. The transcript has 2 exons. Lineage: Eukaryota; Evosea; Eumycetozoa; Acytosteliales; Acytosteliaceae.
AUGUCAACCAUCAUCACCAAAGAGUAUAUGAGGGAUCAGCCACUGGAACAACACUUUGAUGUUCUCGUUGUUGGCGCUGGUCACAAUGGUCUGGUAAACUCAACAUUCCUGUCUAGAGCUGGCCUCCGUGUUUUGCAGGUCGAGGACAAGGACAUCAUUGGUGGAUGUACAAAGACUGAACAUCCAUUCCGCAAGGUACCAGGAAUGGGCGCGUCAACUGGCGCUUACUUGCUCGGAUUGAUGCCUCCCGAGUUGGUCAAGAAGCUCGAUCUUGACAUCACACCAAUGCGUCGCGACCCUCACUACUUCAUGCCAACGACCGAUGGCCGCUACCUCCUCUUUGGCUCAGACAAGGUGGAGAUGAAGAAGCAGUUCCUCCAGUUCUUCUCACAAGCCGACUGGGAUGCCAACGAGAAGAUGAACGCAGAGUUGGACAUGCUACGCGAGGACAUUGCGCCAACUUGGUUGCAAGAGCCACUGUCUGUCGAGGAGACCGCCGAGCGCUUCGUGCGCCCAGCUCUCAGACAGGCCUUUAUCAAUCUGUGCCGUGGCACUGCCAAGGACUACGUGAGCAAGUUUGGCUUCCAGUCAGACCUGCUGCGUGGCAUGUAUGUGACGACCGAUGGCUGCUCAGGACUGAGCUCAGUGUCCCAAGGUACAGGAAUGAACUUCCUUGUUCACAACAUGUGUCGUUUGCCAUCAUCCGAUGGCACAUGGAUGAUCAUCAAAGGUGGCAUGGGCGCUGUGUCCAAUGCCAUCGCCGACGUAUCACGCAAGGCCGGCACCAAGAUCGACACUGGACGUGGAGUGCACAAGCUCGUCAUCAGAGAGGGACGCGUGUUUGGUGCAGAGCUCAAGGAUGGCACCAAGGUGUUUGCACCAAUCGUCGUCAUCAACGCCGAUCCAUUCCGCAUGACCGAUCUCAUCGGCAAGCAUCACCUGCCCCAGAACUACAUUGAUCGCAUUGACAGAUACCGUCGCGAUGGUAUGACCAUGAAGGUCAACCUGUGUCUAAAGUCACUGCCCAAGUUCACCUGUCUGCCCGAGAACAAGGGUCAGUACGGCACAACCACACACAUCCUCCCACCAGGACCCAACGUUAUGGAGCAGAUUGAGAAGGCUUACGCGCAAGCAGCCGCCGGUAUCCUGCCAGAGUUCCCCACGAUCGAGUGGUACACUCACACACCGAUUGACCCAUCCAUCCAGGACAAGGACGGCCACCACAAUGCCGCUCUGUUUGUCCAGUGGGUGCCCUACACAAUCAAGGGUUCAACAUGGGAGGCCGAGGAGGAGCGCUACGUCAAGCAUCUGCUGUCUCUGGUCGACAUCUAUGCACCAGGUACAAGCGAGCUAGUUGUUGACGUGUUUGCUCUGCCACCUCCCAAGCUGGAGAAGCACUUUGGCAUCACGCGUGGACACAUCCAUCACGUUGACAAUGGCAUUCCAUUCGAUGAGCGUCUGCCCUACAACACACCAAUCAGAGGAUUGUACUCUUGCAGCGCUGGCUGUCAUCCUGCCGGCUCUGUCAUUGGCAGCUCUGGCCACAACAGUGCAAUGCGCAUACUCAAGGAUCUCAAGGACAACGUGAUCAACUUGGAGAGGCCUGCCAAGCUUUAA